This is a messenger RNA of Cercospora beticola, 464 nucleotides long. RefSeq lists its product as uncharacterized. The record is from RefSeq and is a predicted model, not a curated record. Lineage: Eukaryota; Fungi; Ascomycota; Dothideomycetes; Mycosphaerellales; Mycosphaerellaceae.
UCUCAUUCUGCAGUGAUCCAGCUUGCUGGGAGAGGCAGCAGGGACAAAGGUACAUAUAUAGUAGUGCAAAUGUCUCACAUCGUGUUCCAGAACAUCAACAUCAUCUUCACACUUCUCAACAACAACACCCACCUCACAAACCAAUAACAACAAUCAUGUCCACCACCUCCUCAACCAACCAGCACGGCCAAGGCGCCUCUCACGCCACCGACCCCCAGAACGCCAGCAGCGUCCCAGGCAAGGCCCAAGAAGCCGUCCCCGCAUCAGUCGAGCACAAGCUCCCAGACGCCCUCCACGACACCAACAGCAACAAGGAGACAGGCAAAGUCUCCCACGCCACCGGGUCUUCAAUCGUCCCACAGACUCUCCAAGAGGGCCUCCCAGAAAAGGUCGAGAAGGUUGUGCCAAACGCAAUCCACGACACAAAGGGUGCCACUUUCAGCGAUGGAUCUGUUGGAAAGUAG